This is a messenger RNA of Chaetomium fimeti, 2144 nucleotides long. RefSeq lists its product as uncharacterized. The coding region runs from base 1 to 2130 and encodes 709 amino acids. Lineage: Eukaryota; Fungi; Ascomycota; Sordariomycetes; Sordariales; Chaetomiaceae. The record is from RefSeq and is a predicted model, not a curated record. The transcript is spliced from 5 exons.
AUGGUCACCGUCCACAGUGACUGCUGUCACACUUGCUCUCGGCCGUGGGAGGGAAGUCGUGCCGUCCCGGACAAUGCUCGAAAUGCGGAAGCAAGAAGCUCUCCGCCUCUGACGGUUGCUAGGGCGCUACGGGAGCACUGCAAUAUUCCCUUCGAGAGCUUCUUCCUUGCCACACACCUGGGUAAUGGGCGCUUUGCCUAUUUCUCCGGCCCCAGCCCUAUCACGGAGGGUCAUAUCCCCAUUAUGUUCCGGAGGGACAAAUUCCUCAAGUACCAGGAGCGGGCGUCAUUAAGAGACGGCGUUUCAGACGGGUACGAGGACGACUAUAGUGAAGAAGGCGUGUGUUAUUCUACACGCACCUCGCUCCCUUUCCAGGACCGCUGGCCGGUCGAACAUAACCGCAGAAAACGGCCGAGGAGGCAUGGUCCAAUGCGCCGUGAGCUAGACGACGACGCACCGCCCGUCGUUAUGAACUCGAGAAAGGCGCUCAUGAUUGGCGACUGCCUGGCCGUCAUGGAGUUUUACGACCGCGGGUUCAAGGCCAUUCAGCAGACCGCCUGCAAGGAGAUCGCCAAAGCCUUCAUCAAGAUCCUUUGCCCCAAGAAGCAGGCCACAAAUCCGUACGUGAGGGGCGAUGAGUCUGCUCCGGAUUGGUGGCCCAAGCCUUGGGGCGCGGGUGAAAAGGACAGGGUUCGGCAUGUCGAGCCUGACCAUAUGUGGAAGAAAGAACGCGUCCACAUCUUGAAGCACAUGAUGAGGAUGAUUAUUGAGCCUGAGGCCCGGUCGCCCAGCGUCCAGCAGCUGGGGCCUCUCGCCGUCGACAGGUUCGAAAUCGCCGCCAUGGACUGCCUUUCGUCCUGGUUUAUAGACCCCAAAAAGCCCAAAAACGCAAGGAAGAAGCCUAUCUUGAAGGAAAUCUUUAAGGUCGCCAGGAUGGAGGAGAGGUACAGGAGGUGCGAGAUCGCCGCAGAUGCCACCACGCAGGUUCUUGUCACGGCGGACGACAUGGUCAUGAAUCACUGCUUCGACCCGGAUGAGGAAAUGGCCGACGAUAUGGCAGAGUCGGCCGCUAUGGAAGCCGAGCGCUGCCGUGUUGAAUCUCUCAUCUCUCGCGUCUCGCCGACUCCUCGGACUACCGCCGUGCCUGUGCUCCCGUCCAUGGCGUCAAUGUCGCCUACAGGUGCCUCCGUCCAGACCCUGACUGCGCAGUUUCAAGCCUCGCCUUUCCUCCACGAGUUACCGAUCCGCACCCACGCGUACAGCGCGCCCGCUAUGCUCCCCGCCGAGCUCACCGCAGAUCAGUACCCGUACUCCGACGGCCACGGCUUGGCCACCGCCCAUCCCACGUCGACGGAGCAAAUUCACGCCCUGCUCACCGGCAGCCCGCACCACCACCACGGCCCCCACACCCCCCAGCACGACACGAGCCGGCGCCCAUCCCUUUUCACACCCACCACUGAGUUCGGCAGCCCCUCCCCGUCGACAAUCUACCACCACGCGAGCCCCUGGUCCCAGUCGCCCCAGACCCAGGCCCAGGCCACGCCCAGCACGACAGUGACAGACUCGCCCGACACGUCCUCCUCCAUGUUUGCAUACGCACAGGCACACGCACACGGUCUCCCGAGCAGCCAUCACCACCACCAUCAGCCGUCGCAGCAGCAGCAUCACCACUCCCAGCAACAGCAGCAACAGCAACAACAGCAGCAGCAGCAGGUGACCAGCAUCCCAGCUCUACCGCUCCCGAUGGCGAUGACCCAGACGGCACAGCACCAACACCAACAUCACCAGCACCCGCACAGCAGCCCGUACGGCGGCGGUACAUACUACACCACCGCUGCGUCCCACGGGUUCGACCAGCUCACCGAGCUGUCGCUAUCCACACAGCAGCAGCAACAGCAGCAGCAGCAGCAACAGCAACAGCAACAGCACACCCAUCAUAUGGCUGCCCCUUAUCACCACCACCACCAUACUAUCCCCCAGCAGUCGGCGAUGAGGCAGGCUCGGGCUCAAGCUCAGGCCCAGGCCCAGGCCCAGGCCCAGGCCCAGGCCCAGGCACAGGCUCAAGCUCAAGCUCAGGCCCAGGCACAGCGGGCGCUGGAGGCGGUGGAUAUGGGCACCGUGCGGGCUUAGUGCCUUGUCUAUCC